Molecule: messenger RNA, 683 nt
Organism: Prorocentrum cordatum
Lineage: Eukaryota; Dinophyceae; Prorocentrales; Prorocentraceae
Source: the annotation of a GenBank genome assembly
GUCCUGGGAAAGCAAGAACCCCACUCAGGAUGUGAGGAAAAGUGGUCUCCAGCUCUCUCGAUGGGCGACAGCAGGCGCCGCCUUUGACGUCGCCAGCCUCGGUUGCGGAGUGCAUGGACGCGCCCUGCGCCGCGCCGGCCCCGACAGUGCCCGCCGUGCCCGAGAGCCCCAGGAGGACGAUUGGGGAAAAGGUCACGGGACGAAAUUGCCGCCGCGAAGGAGGCGCACACCAAGCGUAAUAUGACUGAGGCUUCACAAUUGCUGGAAUCUUAUUUCAUUGUCGACGAGCUCGAGUCCUGGAGGCGCGAGUGGAUUUGCAGUCAUUGCAAGGAGUUCGCCGGCAAGCAGUUCGCAGCGUUUGCAACGCAACGCCCGCUGCAUCGCUGCAUGGGGAUUUCUGAGAAUGGCGAUCGCCCCUCCUGCAAACCACGUGUCUCCGCCUCAGCUCCCUUGUCCGCUCGGCCCAGGGUUUGCGAGUUGCACGGCCACCCUCCGCUGCCCGAUUCUCUCCAGGCGGCGCCGACCCAGUCGGGAGAUGCCCAGAAGCAGUUGAUGUUCCCGGCGGUCCUGGAGCCGUCGCUGCACGAGAACCUGCACGGGAGCGUGGAUCAGUGCAGUAAUGUUAAGUCGGGCCCUAUCUUUCUAGAGGAGGAAUGUUCAAACAUAGUCAAACAAUAGUUUUG